CAGUGAGCCAAUAAUGCGUAUUAGAUAAAGAGCUCACGCUUGACUGCAUUGGAUUAGUGUAAUCUCAAUCGCAAUCCCGACGCAGGGCUCACAUCCCAUUUUCAGCACGGCCGAGCAUCGAGAUGGAGGCCAGCGUUCUUCGUUGGGCCGCUCUCCUUUUCUUCCUUGUCCUCUUGCAGGUGGGGGCUGUUGACUCGCAGGAGGAAGAGGAGAUCCUGCAGGUGGAGGAGGAGAUGCAGGAGGAGGAUCAGCAGAUCCAGGAGACAUGGACCAGCAGGAACGUGCAAGCGUGUACCUGCGACUGUGAGGCCAUGGUGCCCACCAGCCUCUCCGAGACCGUCGCGCCCACCUUGCCGCCGGAGCCAUUUCAAGGCCAACCAUUGACUUGCAUGCCAGAGUGUCCGUACCACAGAGCCCUGGGCUUCGAGUCCGGCUGGGUGACGUCGGACCAGAUCAGCAGCUCCCAUCAGGACCAGUACAGCAGCUGGUACUCCUCCUGGGUCCCCAACAAGGCUCGACUCAACAACCAGGGCUUUGGGUGCGCCUGGCUGUCCAAGUACAACGACCAGCACCAGUGGCUGCAGAUCGACCUGCGGGAAGUGGGCGUGGUCUCGGGCAUCCUGACGCAGGGUCGCUGCGACUCGGACGAGUGGAUCACCAAGUACAGCAUACAGUACCGCACGGAGGAAACGCUCAACUGGGUCUACUACAAGGACCAGACAGGAAAUAACCGGGUCUUCUACGGAAAUUCGGACCGCUCGUCCACGGUGCAGAACCUUCUGCGCCCGCCCAUCAUAGCACGCUACAUCCGCCUGCUGCCUCUGGGCUGGCACACCCGCAUCGCCGUCCGGAUGGAGCUGCUCAUGUGCAUGGCCAAGUGCGGCUGAGUGACCUGCCGGGACGACACGCGACGCUCGCUCUUCGUUCAUGAAAACAAAAAAAAAUACAUAUGUCUGCACUUUAACUUGACAACAUAUCAUAGAUGUUAAUUCUGAGGUCAUACGCAUGUUGGAAUAUUAAAUGUUUUAAAUGCUAUGUUUGGGGUAAAACAUUUAGCAUACAACAAAAUGAUCAAUAAACAUUGAACUUUUUGUGUCUAGUCUAUUUUGAUUUUAUUCUAUUGUAUAUUCUAUAUCUCUAAGGUCAUAAUUGUCUUCCAUAAAUAUCUGAUAAUCUCAUGAGAAUACUUUUUUAAUCUUGUAAUA
This is a messenger RNA of Syngnathus acus (greater pipefish), 1205 nucleotides long. Its product is annotated as retinoschisin-like. The transcript is spliced from 6 exons. The record is from RefSeq and is a predicted model, not a curated record. NCBI's taxonomy places the organism in Eukaryota, Metazoa, Chordata, Actinopteri, Syngnathiformes, Syngnathidae. Bases 123 to 887 code for a protein of 254 amino acids.